Molecule: messenger RNA, 3135 nt
Organism: Mytilus californianus (California mussel)
Lineage: Eukaryota; Metazoa; Mollusca; Bivalvia; Mytilida; Mytilidae
Product: toll-like receptor 4
Exons: 1
Coding region: 42-2603 (853 amino acids)
Biological process (GO): toll-like receptor signaling pathway; immune response
Cellular component (GO): membrane
Molecular function (GO): protein binding; transmembrane signaling receptor activity
Source: RefSeq, a predicted model, not a curated record
UAAUAUUGCAAACAUCACUGCUGAUUUAAACAAUAUUAAACAUGCCGACAUUAAUUUACCUUAUCAUAUCGUUAAUUAAUUUUUCCGUAUUUGCUCAUAAAUGUCGGAUAGUACAACACGGUGAUCAAACAAUUGCAGAUUGCACCAGACUGAAGUUAAAUUAUGUUCCAACAGGUUUACCAUUGAGUAUAUCAGGUCUUGAUCUGAGCUAUAAUCAAAUUUCAAAGAUAGAAAACAAUGCCUUUGAAUCUUUUUCUAAUUUGACAACACUGACAAUGGAUUCUAACAAUAUUGAUACUAUAGAUGGUCCUGCCUUUAAAGGUUUAAAAAGAUUACGAUGGCUUUCAAUGAAGCACAACCAACUAAACAUAUGCUCUACAAUAUUUGACAUUGUACUUAAACCGUUAUUGCAUCUACAACACUUAGACAUCAGAUACAAUAUAAAUAAAACGGUGGAUAUACCAAAACCAAUGGUUUAUCCCUACUUUGGAAACCAUUCUUUUUUAACUGAUUUAUAUAUGGAUAUUGUGCAAAACCCUGUAUUCAAUUUGAGCGGAUUUGAAAAAUUAUCGAAACUCAACACAAUAAAGUUUGCACGAUGCUAUUUAAAACAGAUGACUAAUGACACCUUAGUGGAUUUACCAUCAACCAUUACUGCAAUCUACUUUCACCAGUGUGUCGGUAGGAUAUCGAUUGUAGAAGCAGACCUUUUAAAGCCGUUUCCACUACUUAAGAUAUUAAAUAUGAAUAGAGUGGCUAUACAAUUAGGAGAUGCUUUACAACUACUAUAUCCUUUCACGAAUAAAAGAAUGAACUCAAUUAUAUUCAAACAAAUCAGUCCUCAGGUUCCGAAACCUGUUUUUAUAUCUCGUGUUAUGAUUAACUAUUUGAUGCAUAUUUGUGUAAAAACCUUAGUUUUAGCAGAAAGUGAAAUUGUAGGAUACGAACAAAGAUCUCUUCUUGCACCAAAAUUUCCCGAAUGUCUAGAAAAUGUUGUACUUUCAGGCAACCGAUUUUCAAUAGCAUUAGGACCCCAUUUAGGGGAACUGAUAAUACUUUUGAAGAAAAUAAUCAAUUUGAAAUUUUUUGACUUGUCGUAUAAUGCAAUUAAUUUCAACAAUAUUGAAUACUGCAACCUAGACGUGCUAGACAAUCCUUCAUAUGCAAAAGAAAUAUAUAGGAAAGGAUGCCAAAUUAAGUCUGAAACUACAAAUGAAUAUAAAGAUUACAACCCAAUAUUAGAAAAAGCUCAAAUGAUUGAUGAACCUAAAUUUACGAUUUUUUUACCUGCUAAUCUUACUUUUCUUCGUGUUUCUCAUUAUAUGACAUCGUAUAUACAGACGGGACAAAAGUUAUAUGUAGCCAAUGUCGAUAAUCUCAGAUACUUAGAUUUCUCGUACUGGCAGAUAAAGCAGUUUCCUGAAAUAUAUUCAGAGACUCCUUUCAAUGUUAAAUAUAUGGACAUUUCAGGACUUAACGCAAGUAUUCUUAUUCAUGAGACGUCAAUACCGGUUUUUCAAAAUGUCCAAACAGCUAUUUUGAAAAAUGCAAUGCUUGGUCUAACAAUUGGAAAGAAUGGUAUAGUUUUCCAACUAUUUCCGGCCGUUGAAAAAUUAGAUAUAUCAUACAACAACUUAUGGUAUCUAGAUGCAGAUGCCUUUGACAAAAACUCAAAUUUGUCAAAUGUCAAUAUAGCACACAAUCUACUGCCAGCUAUACCUAUAGCAGUGAUUAAUUUGCGCUACUUAGGUAAAUUUGAUAUUAGUUACAACCGCCUUCAAACAAUCAAUAAAACAUUUAGAGACUGGAUGGAUGAGAAAAGUUAUGAAGGAAUAUUUUAUUUGUCGAUAGAAGGGAACAGUCUUAAAUGCACUUGCGACACGUCAGAUUUUAUAAGGUGGCUUUUCAGCACAAAAGUCGUUUUUGAUCUGGUCAAUAAAAAUUUCAGCUGCACAUUGACAAAUGGAUCGGAAAGUAACACGGUGGUUGUGUACAGACGAUUUCAUGAACAUUUUGGCAACUGCAAUAGCAAAAAUUGGUUGCGCCUAGGAAUAGGACUUCUUGUUGCGUUCGUCAUUUUCACUGUUCCGUUUGCAGUGAUUUUUAAUUUCCGAUGGAAAAUAACUUUUUGGAUAUAUCGUAACUUUAAAAGAGUCGUAGAACAUAGAUUAGAAAGAAAAUUUGAUUACGAUAUUUACUUGUCAUAUGCAGACGACAUGCUUCAGUGGGUUAAAGGUGAUUUUCUUCAGAGAAUAGAAACUUCGUGGCACAUGAAAGUAUGCGUAGAGGACCGUGAUUUCCUAAUUGGAGCAACGAAAGCAGAUGAAAUAGCAAAUGCUAUUGCUGGCAGCAAACAUGCAAUUUUUAUACUGUCUGAGUCCUACAAAGAUAACGAGUGGCACAAAUUUGAAAUCGAAAGAGUCAAGUUUGAAAAAUGCAGAAAUUACUUACAGAAAAUAAUAAUCGUAGUAAAAGAAGCUAGAGUUAAUUGCGUUCCUCAUGAGUUGGACGACAUUCUACAAUAUGUCACUAUAAUAGACUGGGCUGAUAACGAGAUCGGCUGGGACAAACUGCGGAUGACAUUGUUCACUGAUUUCUUUUAAUUGGUGCAAAAUUAUAAAUCAAAUACCAUGCAAAAACCCCUUCUGAUGAUACAUUAUGCACAAUACGCUGCUUAGAAAUCGUUGAUUAAUAUAUCUUCGACUGUUAAUUGUUUUAAACAGUGGCUAUUUUCUUCCUACUUUGAUAGUAAGUUUAUCUAUUAUGGGCACAUUAAGUAUAAGGUCUAUGUGAAAAGAUUCCUAACGGCCAAGCCGAUCUAAUUUAUUAAUAGGAAGGUUAUCUUAGAUAUGAAUUGUAAAUAAACCCCCAAUCCAAGUGGAUACUAUCAACACUUUACAUAAAUUUUUGUCCCAUUUUCUGCUGUACUAUCUCGGAAAAAAGUGAUUAAAGUACAACAUUUUGCAAUCCACGACGAUAAAGGCAAAAUAAUAAAGAAUCUCACAUGGUGUUAAAGACUUUUAAGGUUAAACAAGCACCAAAAAUAAUUAGCAUGAAUACAUUGGUUUAUGCCUUAUUAAGUAUUAUUCGUGUAGUUUUAAAAUUUCCAUUUUUGUUUAACUUUACGCCCUUUAU